Messenger RNA from Symbiodinium sp. CCMP2456, 1239 nucleotides. NCBI's taxonomy places the organism in Eukaryota, Dinophyceae, Suessiales, Symbiodiniaceae. The record is from the annotation of a GenBank genome assembly.
AUGGAAGUCCAAGUCACCAGCUGGUCCAAUUUGAACCCUCGCUUCUGGGCGCCUCGUGGAUUUGGUGUUACAGACUUCGUCUUGCCGAACACUUCUAUGAAGGGUGUGUAUCUGCGACGCUGUGGCGAGCCUAUCUUUCAGCAAGGUCUUACCAACCCGCUGGAGAUAGACAUUGACAUCUCGCAGCCCGAGGGUGUUUAUCCUGGCUAUCUGGUGGAGUUCAUGUGCGCCGCUUUUGACGAGGGCCUGGGAGCCUGGUCGACAGCAGGGAUGUCCUCAAAGCAUGUCAUCACCAACGUGUCCACCGAGAUGACUUGCUUGGCGACAAAGAGCUCUGGUCUUUUCGCCGCCUUGUACCGCGUCGUCAGGGAGGAACCUCCAAAUACAACCACACCUUUACCACCGCCGCCUGAAGUUGACGAGGGUUUGACUCUAGGAGCUUUGCUUGCAAUCGUGGGAGGAGGAACUGUUCUCCUUUGUGGCUGCACGGGAGGCCUUUACGCCUGGCGCAAGAUGAGGUCCCGUGAGCCGGUGGAGCCCGAACCCGAGGAGGAGGAAGAGGAAGUCGUGGAGACGGAGUCUGAGUCGGAGAUUGCCGAGCUUCCUGAUCCGGACCCUGCACUGACGAAACUGCGCAUGGCCGCUGAAGCAGGGACUCUCACCGCGCGUGAAAUCUUGGCAAAUCACUCCGGCCCCAUGGGCAUUCGCCAGGAACUGGUGUGGGCAUUGGACAAGGGCUAUGAGAAGAAGCGGCGUGAAGCACAAGCUAAGGCCAUGCCAUCUAACCUUGGACCUUGGCACGAUUUGAAGCAGAGCGCCAUGGAGGUUGAAUGGAAAGAGUGCUUCGACCUCUACGACAAGGAUUCUGACGGCAAAAUAAAGGCCACCGAGCUGGGGGACGUGUUGAGAUCACUGGGAUUGGUUCUCACUCAGAAGGAAGUGCAAGAGCUCAAGGACGAGGUUGGCAGUGACUUGGUGUCCUGGGAGAAGUUCAAAGAACUAGCAGCGAAGAAACCGCGUCAGCCAGAGAAGCAGGCACAUGCACUUCUGCAGGCAUUCCAAGCCUUCGACCAAAGUGGUUCCGGGCAAGUGGACAUGAAAGAGCUGCGGCACAUUGUGACGAGUUUGGGUGAGAAGCUCACCGCCAAGGAAUUCGAGGAGAUCUGCAAGGCUGCUGACCUGCCUGCUGCGGGCGCACUUGAUUACAAAAAGGUGGUGGACAAGGUUACCAAGACUUGA